AUGAUAACUCUUCAUUGGAUCGCUAAUUCUCCAUCGAAGUACCAGACCUUCGUAGCCAAUCGAAUCGCAGAAGUACAAAGGUUAACGGAAGGAAGCGAAUGGAAGCAUGUGGCUGGUAGUGAGAACCCCGCUGACCUAAUCUCUCGCGGUGCAACUCCCAGUGAACUAGCUAAUUCUGCAUUGUGGUGGAAAGGUCCGCCUUGGUUGUCGUACGAUUCAUCACUUUGGAAUAAUAACUCCACCCAGUUUGAUCCAACACAUGUAGCCUCCGAAGUCCUCGAAGAAAAAUCAAUUAUGAAGCUUGCGGCGGUUGCGCGUCAAUAUGAUACCCCAGAUGAACCUUCUUUCAUCGAACGCUUCUCGUCAUUUUCGAAACUUCUCCGAAUUGCCGCUUAUUGUCGACGUUUUAUACAGAGAUGCCGAUUGAAAAGACGUGGAAUUCCAGUCGAUAGUCCUUCAUACCUAACUGCCGAAGAACUUCGUAAUGCGUUACUCGGCUUGAUUACAGUAGUACAAAGUGAAACCUUCAAGCACGAGAUUACACUCGUCCGUAAAAACCAACUAAUGAAUUUAAAUAAAUCUCCAAUACGAUCGUUAAAUCCCUUCAUCCAAGAUGGAAUACUUCGGGUUGGUGGCCGGCUGAGCCACUCUACGUAUUGCUUUGAACGAAAACAUCCUGUAAUACUACCAGCAUCUCAUCAUUUCACUACACUUCUCAUCGAAUCAGUUCAUAGGAAACUCCUCCAUGCUGGACCUAGACUUAUGAUCGCUCACAUCCGUGAACGCUUCUGGCCACUCAACCUCCGUAACAUGGUACGGAAACACGUCCGCAACUGCAUCCGAUGCUUCAAGGUCCAUCCUCGCUCCGAAAGUCAGUUGAUGGGUCAAUUGACUGCCGUCCGCAUUACUCCGGCCAGAGCAUUUUUAAACACCGGAGUGGACUUCUGCGGUCCUCUGCAACUGAAGGUCUCCGUGAGAAGCAAAUCAGCGUCGCCAAUCAAAGGCUAUGUAGCCGUUUUCGUGUGCAUGGCAACAAAGGCGGUUCAUUUGGAAUUAGCAAGUGAUCUCACAUCAGAAAGCUUCAUCGCUGCCUUGAAGCGUUUCGUCGCACGACGUGGGUUGCCUGUAAAUAUUUAUUGCGAUAAUGGUACCAAUUUUACAGGAGCCGAAAGGGAACUGCGAACGCUAUUGAAGCAAUUCAAACAUCAACAACAGUUAACAGCAUUCUGCGCAGAAACAACCAUUGACUUCCACUUCAUACCAGCACGAUCUCCAACAUUCGGCGGCUUAUGGGAAGCGGCAGUGAGGUCGCUGAAACAUCACCUGCGUAGAGUCGUCGCCCUCGAGAUCAUCACAGCUGAAGCCAUGCAGACAGUGCUCUGUCAGAUCGAAAGUUGCCUGAAUUCUCGUCCGUUGACAGCACUCUCCGAAGACCCUAAUGAUCUAGAAGCACUCACCCCGGGACAUUUUUUGGUUGGAUCGACGCUUCAAUCAAUCCCGGAACCCGACCUUGCCGAAAUUCCCGCCAAUCGACUGUCGAUGUGGCAAGCCAUGCAGCGCAAGACUCAAGACUUUUGGAAGUUGUGGUCCAAGGAUUAUCUGCACCAGCUUCAACAACGCACAAAACAUUUCUUCAAGCGUCCCAACAUCCUGGUUGGAAUGCUGGUGCUGAUCAAGGACGACAACCUGCCGCCGCUGAAGUGGAGUGUAGCUCGCAUCACCGCCGUACAUCCUGGUACCGACGGCCUGGUACGUGUUGUAACUGUCCGAGUGCCAUCCGGCGCAAUCUACGAUCGCCCUGUGGUUAAGGUCUGCAUCCUCCCGAUCGACGUGUCAUCCACGGGACCAUCCGGAAUAGAACCGAGAUCACCAGCAACAGCCGAGCAUCCUGAGACUCCUUGA
Messenger RNA from Toxorhynchites rutilus septentrionalis, 1902 nucleotides. RefSeq lists its product as uncharacterized. NCBI's taxonomy places the organism in Eukaryota, Metazoa, Arthropoda, Insecta, Diptera, Culicidae. Gene Ontology annotation, biological process: DNA integration. The coding region runs from base 1 to 1902 and encodes 633 amino acids. The transcript has a single exon. Gene Ontology annotation, molecular function: nucleic acid binding. The record is from RefSeq and is a predicted model, not a curated record.